AAUAACAUUGCAUAUGUUUGACCUUUGAACAUGAUGGAUUAUUGACAGUAUUCCAAAACACAGAUCCAGAACAUCUUUAAAGCCACUAGUGCCUUUGCAUAAAUAUUUUCAUUGAUGGAUAAGAUCACUCCACAUCGCAGUCCCUUUUUUCUAAAAAAAAGUGUAGGCCACAUAUCCUACCUACCGCUCUCCAUUUCACCGUCCUCCAACUCAUUAUUGCUCUGCGCAUUCAAGCCAAGCGCACGAGUCCGAAAGCAAUUCAAGAUGAUGUCAAUGGACAGGCGCACCCUCCUUCCGAAUCCAGAGAGAGAGAGAGAGAGAGAGAGCGCGCACCGUGUAAACACAUAGCUGCGUGUGGUGAAGUUUAUUAUGCCUCAUAUAAUAACCGUGUUAUUGAACGGAGAGUCAAUUCCAGAAAUCCUCCCCUACUUCGCGAGAUUUAUUUUAUUUUAUUGGUGUUGGGGAUUAAAACUGUCUCACUUAACGUUCACCUUUUUUGUUUUUCUUUAGUCCGCCUGCGCUCUUUGAUCUAUUUGGAGAUGUCUGAGUUUAACCACUCAAAUCUAUCAGGCGGAAACGCUCCGGACCCGGACUACAAGUGGACGUAUGAAUAUUACGACGAUGAUGAGCCUGUUUCGUUCGAGGGACUGAAAGCGCACCGAUACUCCAUCGUGAUAGGCUUCUGGGUGGGCCUGGCUGUCUUUGUCAUCUUCAUGUUCUUUGUCCUGACGCUUCUCACCAAGACCGGAGCUCCACAUCCCGAAGGAGCUGAGCCCUGUAAGAAGCGUGUUCGUCUGACCAGCUGUGUGGAGGACCUCCGCUCCCCUGCAGACCCUGACAACCGGCCAUGCCUACAACUGGACUCCUCUCUCAGCCGCUCCCUCUUCCACUGCUACAUCAAUGAGGAACAGGCCCAGGGGGUGUCCAGGCCUGGAGCUGGGGCAGGAGCUGUGGGAGCACCCAGAGGAGGUCUGGUCCAGGGGCCGGGGCGAGGCAGGUCAGGCAGCCCAGAGGAGGGGGUAGUGGUGGGGAUGGAAGUAGGUGUCAGCUGUGCCCUGCAAGGGGCUGCCAUGUCGGGGGGGAUCCGGACUGACCACAGAGAGGCAAUGUCCCUGUCCCACUUCAACAUCCCUAACGUUGUGAACUCCGAGCACAGCUCCACCCUGGGGGUGGACGAUCUGCUGCUGGGGGAGCCGCCAAUCAUCAUGGAGGGGGAGUGUCAUCGGCCCCACAGCGCACAUCACAUGGUGGACUAAGGUCCCCUCUACUUCCUGGGGAACCACCAAUCAUCCUAGAGGGGGAGUGUCAUCGACCAUGUAGUGCCCUUCAGAAGAUGGACUGUCCUGUCUAUCACACAAUAGACUAUGGUCCUGCUUACUUCUCACACCCACCUCCGUUAGGACAUUAUAGAUAAUUAUGAGGACAUCACAGGACUCAACGGCCUUAUAUAGAGUCGUGUCAUCCGAAUUCAUGGAGGUUCAAAUAAGUCCUAAUCUAAUAUUCUGUGUUGUGCCAGUCAUGUACAGUGCAAGCUCUCCUAAUUAGGCUGUGGUUCCAGCUUCCCACACCAUCUCCACUGUGUAACUGUACCUCCUGACAUUUUCAUUCUGUUCAGAUUUGGUUCAGGCUAAAAUACUGUACAGUCAAAAUAUAUAAACAUUUAAUGUUAAAUAUACAUAUGUGAUAUGCGCUACUUUUAUAAUCUUUAUGUCAACAAGGUUGCCUACGCAGAGCCAGAACGUGACGUCACAUCUCAACGCUAAACUGGAAGUUCAGCUUCAUCAAGUUGAUUAGAAUGUUUUAAUAUUUUUUAAAUUUAACUAGGAGGUGAGUUAAGAAAGAAAUAUUAUUUACAAUGACAGCCUACCCCGGCCAAAUCCUCCCCUAACCCGGACAACGCUGGGCCAAUUGUGCGCCGCUCUAUGGGACCCCCGAUGACAGCCUGUUGUGAUACAUCCCGGGAUUGAACCCGGAACUGUAGUGACGCCUCUAGUACUGCAAUGCAGUGCCUUAGACCACUGUGCCACUUGGUCCCCCCGUAUAGUGGUGGAGGCCUUGCAGGAAUCAGAUAAAGGGAUGGAGACAACAGAAGAGGUAAGGAGAAUUUGAUACAACAACCAAAAUGCACCAGAAAGGCAAGACUCUUCUCUUGGGUUUUCAAUUCAACAGCAGUCUGAAUGUUGUCCUUGUUCAGUACUAAUUGUAGCACACUUGUUCCUCACUAUAAACUGUCAUAGACAUCAUUUUAUAUACCAUGUGUUGCUCCUGUCAAUGCUUUACCUACAUGUCACAUCAGUCUCAUCUGCCAAGUCUAUAGAAGGUUGUGACUAAAUAAAAGUAAACUCAGCAAAGAUAAUUCGUAAAAAUCCAAAUAACCUCACAGAUCUUCAUUGUAAAGGGUUUAAACACUGUUACCCAUGUUUGUUCAAUGAACUUUAAACAAUUAAUGAACAUGCACCUGUGGAACGGUCGUUAAACGUCUUGAUACUACCCAUCCCGCAUGCGGGAGCGUG
Oncorhynchus nerka (sockeye salmon) is the source of this 2513-nucleotide messenger RNA. RefSeq names its product melanocortin-2 receptor accessory protein 2A-like. Gene Ontology annotation, cellular component: endoplasmic reticulum; plasma membrane. The transcript has 3 exons. Gene Ontology annotation, molecular function: type 4 melanocortin receptor binding; type 1 melanocortin receptor binding; signaling receptor regulator activity. The coding region runs from base 540 to 1256 and encodes 238 amino acids. The record is from RefSeq and is a predicted model, not a curated record. Gene Ontology annotation, biological process: regulation of adenylate cyclase-activating G protein-coupled receptor signaling pathway; protein localization to plasma membrane. NCBI's taxonomy places the organism in Eukaryota, Metazoa, Chordata, Actinopteri, Salmoniformes, Salmonidae.